CGAUGUAACAAAUCCAGUCAUUCUGUGUACGAUAUUCGUAGAGUGUCACUAGUCUCAGGAUUUUCAGGAUGAGAACCACAAUUGUGCUACUCGGAUUAAUUGUGGCAGUUGCCUUUGCAACUGAAGAACAACCCGCAAAGCUGGAGGAUGAGCUGAAGGAGGUGUCAGCAGCAGCCCCCACUGACUUGGUCAGAGAUAAGCGGACACUAAAAGUCCUGCUGAAGAAGAAACUUGGACUCCUUGGCGGAGGUCUCGGCGGUUUUGGAGGUGGCGGAUAUGGCGGUGGUGGAUAUGGCGGUGGUUACAAAAGCUACGGUGGUGGUGGUGGAUGGGGAGGAUCUGGAUACGGAGGAGGCUGGGGAGGAUCCGGAUAUGGAGGCGGAUGGAGUGGAUACGGCGGUGGACAUGGCGGUGGAUAUGGUGGUGGAUAUGGUGGUGGAUACGGUGGUGGACACAGCGCCAAGACCAUUGUAGUCCAUGUUCAGCCAAGCUACAGUAGUUAUGGCGGUGGUCACGGAGGAUACGGUGGUGGUGGCUACAGUGGUGGAUACGGAAGUGGAUGGACCGGUGGUCAUGGUGGCGGAUGGAAUAGCUACGGUAGCGGCUACGGCGGCGGAUAUGGAGGCGGUUAUGGUAGCGGAUGGAAUACCGGUGGAUAUGGUAGUGGAUGGAACACCGGUGGAUGGAGUGGUUCCGGAAGCGGCUGGGGUGGUUCCGGAAGCGGCUGGAGUUCCUGGUAAUGACUCACCAUCGCAACUUAUUUAUUAAGUACAACACAAAUAAACAAUCAAGAGCCAGUAAUAGAUCUUGAUAUCUUGAUCUUAAGACACUACUGUACAAACUGCCAUUUUGUAUAAAAUCAAAACACAGAACUUUUUUUUGUAAAAUAAAGUCUACAUCGAAGAGCUUAAAAGACACAGAACAAA
Molecule: messenger RNA, 926 nt
Organism: Phlebotomus papatasi
Lineage: Eukaryota; Metazoa; Arthropoda; Insecta; Diptera; Psychodidae
Product: ctenidin-3-like
Exons: 3
Coding region: 69-740 (223 amino acids)
Source: RefSeq, a predicted model, not a curated record